AUGCUCUCUCAGAAGGUUGCUCAGCAAUCGCUGCGGCGGCUUGCCGUCCAGCAGCCCUACGCCCUGCGUUGGUCUUUGAUGAACUCGGUCUCUCCGGCUGCUGUUGCUCUCGGAAGAGCCGUUCAGACUAGACACGCUGCUACCUCCUCCAACUCCUCCGACCCUACCAAGCUUCUCGCCCAGCAGCGUCUCAACCGCCCCGUCUCUCCCCACCUUAGCAUCUACCGUCCCCAGAUCACAUGGAUCGGCAGUAGUAUCCACCGUAUCACCGGUAUUGCGCUGUCCGGAAGUCUCUACCUCUAUGCCUCUGCCUACCUCGCCUCUCCCAUGCUCGGUUGGGACCUGGGCUCUGCCUCCGCUGCCGCCGCUUUCGCCGCUCUCCCUGUUGUCGCCAAGGUUGCCCUGAAGACUACCAUGGCCCUGCCUUUCACCUACCACUGCAUGAACGGAGUGCGCCACCUGAUUUGGGAUACUGGUGCUGGUCUUACCAACCCUCAGGUCAUCAAGUCCGGCUGGACUGUGGUUGGUCUGAGUACUCUUAGCGCUCUCAUUCUUGCUUUCCUGUGA
Aspergillus luchuensis is the source of this 567-nucleotide messenger RNA. RefSeq names its product succinate dehydrogenase cytochrome b560 subunit. Gene Ontology annotation, cellular component: membrane. The record is from RefSeq and is a predicted model, not a curated record. The transcript is spliced from 3 exons. The coding region runs from base 1 to 567 and encodes 188 amino acids. Gene Ontology annotation, molecular function: electron transfer activity; succinate dehydrogenase activity. Lineage: Eukaryota; Fungi; Ascomycota; Eurotiomycetes; Eurotiales; Aspergillaceae. Gene Ontology annotation, biological process: mitochondrial electron transport, succinate to ubiquinone; tricarboxylic acid cycle.